AGGAAUGAGCGAAUCACAACUGACGGAAGUGCACGCCCAUGUUAUACCAAGUUCGGGGCAAGACGAUGACGUAAUUUCACGUGACAAAGGUACAAGUCCUUUUCAAGAAGAAACAGAAAUUAGGCCAACAGUCGAGAUGAAAACAUUUCGCAUUCACUCAAGACCACCACAGAUAAAACAGACUCCACAUUAUCCAUUUGAAACUGGGAAUAAUGCAAAGCAAGGAAGGGUUUUAAACAGAUCGACCAUACACAACGGCUUACUACGAAGCAAUCGUCUUCAAGAUUACUCCUACCCUUCCGUCGUAAGCAGCACGCAACAGCUUCUCUGCUUAACUCCUAGUAGGGGUGGAGUUAUUACCCUUGGAUCGGACGACGAUGUGAAUAGGGUUGCCAGACUGAACGAGAACAAUCCCGUUACAUUGCCAGCGAGAAAAUCCGCUGAUCACGACAACGAAACACCAGUUCCCCUUGCCACUACAAUAGUCACAAAAACAUCUGGCAACGAUAAACAACAACACGGAAACAACUUUUAUAGACUCAUGCAAAAGAGCAAUUCUCCAAGACCACGCACGUCAACCGCACAUGGGCACCCAUUUUCACUAGCCAAUAUACAUUACAAACACACUACCCAGAUACGUAAACCAUACCGAUAUCCAGCUCUCUCGCCGAGUGCAGUAAAUGCAAGAAAAACUGACGGCACGGUUUCCAGAACACCGGUAUUCGAGCGCAAUGCAACUGCAAUGAGCAUGGCUAAAAGUCCAGCAAAUACUACAUUUAAAAUCAUCGAAAACCACGUCAGAUGGAAUCGCAGGCUACCGGUAUUUAAUCCAGAUGAUGCUCCUAAUGUAUAUCCAUACCAGCCAUGUUUCACAAUACACGACCCCGGAGCUCAAUCGCGUAAGAUGGCGCCUGUACUUCGGGUUAUUCCUGCGUUUCCACAAACUUCGAAGAUCCAGCAACAAAGGAGAGUCAAGGUUGCCAAAUCACCUGUCGAUACAGAGGGUGCGUCACAAAAGAAAGUUCGUUUCACGGAUCAAAUCGGGCUUCCCCUCGUUCGAAAUGCCACACCUAAUUACAGAAGAAAACAUUCGUACAUUUUAAGAUGGCUGGAAACUGCAGGCAGACCGGCUAAAACGAUUCCUUUAGUGUGAUCUGUAUAUAUGUAUGAUUUCUCACUUUUCCUCGCAGUUUUAUUAUAGUAUAAUUUCUUUU
Molecule: messenger RNA, 1214 nt
Organism: Styela clava
Lineage: Eukaryota; Metazoa; Chordata; Ascidiacea; Stolidobranchia; Styelidae
Source: RefSeq, a predicted model, not a curated record